CCCAGCCGUGUCGCGACACCGUUGCCUAGGCCCAGCCGACCCUCGACGUCGCCCAAGCUGCCUCGCCGUCGCUCCUGCCUCGAUCAAUAUUGGACAUUGUUCUCUUUUGGAGCAAGAGGAAUCAAUUGUUGUGGAAAUGACAAGGAAGAUGCUAGGUGAUGGGGAUCUGGAUGAAUCUAAUGAAGGGGAGGCUCUUUACGACUUCGAUUUGUCUGUGAUUGGGGCAGGAAGUGGAGGAGUUCGUGCCUCGCGAUUCUCUGCUCAGUAUGGAGCUAAGAAAAUGUUGGGAAGAAGAUUUGGUAGUUUGAUGCGAGCUGCCCUAGUUGAAUACCCAAGGUUUCCUAGCCCUGAAGCAGCUGGCAGCUUGAAAUGUAUGUAUGAUUUAAGCAGUGUGAGGGCUUACAGUAGCCUGUUGGCACUGAACGAUCUGAGAGAUAACCCAGGGUCUCGGCAGCAGAAGACUCGGAAGGGGCGGGGUAUCGGGUCGGGUAAGGGAAAGACGGCCGGCCGGGGUCACAAGGGUCAAAAGGCUCGUGGUACCAUGAAAUUCGGAUUUGAAGGUGGCCAGACGCCUCUUCGUCGCCGCCUCCCUAAACGAGGCUUCAACAAUCCUUUCUCUCUCACAUUUCAGCCACUUAUUUUGGCUGUGGAAAUGAUCCCCUAUGCAUUGAUGAAGGGAGAAAUACAUUCUGAGAGUCCUAUUUACCUCAGUGAAAGUAUAAAUGUAAUGCGGAUCUCAAUCUCAGGUACUCUUGCUGUACAUGGAUCUAUUGAGUGGUGUUGACAUGGACAUAGUUAGUUUCGUAAGGUGUUGUAUGGGCAUAUUGGUUUAUGGUAGUUUUUUUUUUUUUAAUGUUAUUUUUGUUUUCUUUUGACUUUAGAUAGAACUAUUGUACUAAUUAACAUUUUGAUUA
Molecule: messenger RNA, 914 nt
Organism: Salvia miltiorrhiza (redroot sage)
Lineage: Eukaryota; Viridiplantae; Streptophyta; Magnoliopsida; Lamiales; Lamiaceae
Exons: 5
Coding region: 137-784 (215 amino acids)
Biological process (GO): translation
Cellular component (GO): mitochondrial large ribosomal subunit
Molecular function (GO): structural constituent of ribosome
Source: RefSeq, a predicted model, not a curated record